This is a messenger RNA of Platichthys flesus (European flounder), 1186 nucleotides long. RefSeq lists its product as uncharacterized. Lineage: Eukaryota; Metazoa; Chordata; Actinopteri; Pleuronectiformes; Pleuronectidae. The transcript has 9 exons. The coding region runs from base 5 to 1186 and encodes 393 amino acids. The record is from RefSeq and is a predicted model, not a curated record.
UGUAAUGGAUGUUUUGGGACCAGAUAUUCAUGCAAAGAGUUUUGGGAAAAUUCAUCUGGUCCAAUUUGACUCUGAGGGAGUCUUUGGUUGGAUUCCCACACAGACGGGACUUAUCGAUCAGUUCCUGUCAGAACCAACAGAACUCCUAAAUACAAGACCUAGAAAGAGGAGAAAUACAAAUGAUGAGGUUGAUGAUGAUGUCGAUGGAGACCUGGCUGUUCUUCCACGGAUCCCCAACCCCAUUGCUUGUAUAUCCUCCGGUGACAUGCUCAUUUUCCAUCUCGCCAUCAAUCACACUGACCGCCGUCUCAGUCACUUCCCAGUGUAUCAGAAAGACCACCUGUUCAAUAGUAACCCCGGCUGGGACUUUGGAGCCUUCAGACACUUGCAGAUGCUCAUGAAGCAGACGAACUUCAACUCCACCAGGUUUGCCCACGUGUUCUCAGAAACGGGGAAGUAUGUGUUUGUGGACAGCGCUGUCCCCGAGUGGAGUUUGGUGGUGGUGGUCAGUGAGGAGGGGACGGAGUGCGCUGCUCGGUCGGCUGUGUUCCAGCCCAUGACCCCGGCCCAUCUGGUCAGAUUUGGGAUUGUCAAGCAGCACCGGCUCAACCUUCUUCCUGACUGGGGGGUUAUAGUAGGGGUCCUGAGUCUGCUGCUCGCGGUGGUUGUAGCUGUUACCACCACAAUGCUCGUUCUGCGACCCAGCAAAGCAAAGCUGGUCUCCCAGUGGAGGAUGAAGCCAAAGUGGCGCAGUCUCGGGGAGCCCUUCUGUCCGGUGGAGUGUGACUGCAAUGGAGACAGCAUCGCUGUCCCCAGGUUAGGAGGUGCUCUCGGCAGCAGGGGGAUGGGAGAAGGUGCAGAGGCUGAGGAACCUGGUCUUUCAAAGGGAGGAAGUGUAUCCGGGCGCUGUGAUCUAGAGGAGUUCAAUGUGAAAACCCUGUACGACAAACUCGAGGACCAGAACCUCCACAUCGCCUCCCAGCUGGCUCGACACCGCAAGGACAUGCAGGAGUUCUACAGAAACAUUUGUCAACAGGCGGAAACACUCGCGAAUUCCUUUGAGAAUAUGGACCAUAAAAAGCUGAGUCUUCUCAAAGAGCUGCUCGUCCAUAAUACCAUGAGGGAUAAACCAUCUGACAGCCUUGUGGGAGAGAGAGAAGCACAAGUCACCUACAGGAUGACCUGA